CCAAGCCUCCGAAAGUCUUCCUAAACUUCUUCAAUGAUGUUCUUCGCCCGGGAAUGUUCAUUGUCUUUCGCUGGACGUCCGCAUUCGAGUGAAUGACCACUGUUCGACUUUCCCAAAGUCCCAGAGGAGAGAAGUGAAAAAGACGAAGAAGCUUUCCUAUAAACACUUUCAAAUGGGAUUCGCUGCCCGCCUGUUCUUGCAGAGGCUACGUGGAUAAUUCCAGGCAAAACGAGUUUUUUUGUUAACAGACAUGGAGGUGAUUUGGAGAUAUUCCUGCCUGUCAAUUAUUGAAUACCUUUUCAUUUUGUGCUUCAUGCCACUGGAUCUGUUUGCGCAGUUGGCUCCAGAGUGUUACCCUAAUCGGUACCGCACACUGCGCAACCCGUACAGGAGUGUGGACUUUGACUCCACGGAGCUGCAGAACACGGCCAUCCAGGACCUGAUAUGUGACCACUCCUUACCCGCGGGCUGGUACCGCUUCACCAUCAACAACAAACCCGCAGAGAUGCCUACCAGCUGUGUGGAGAUGAACCGCUGUGGUACCCAGGCCCCGGUCUGGCUCUCCCUGAAGGACAGCUCCCUGCCCCAGCCCGGGGAGGUGCGGCAGCUGUCGGCGUGCGCCACCUGGCAGUUCUUCCACGGCAGCACCAAGGACUGCUGCCUGUUCCGCAUCCCCAUCUCCGUACGCAACUGCGGCGACUUCCUGCUCUACUUCCUGCAGCCCACGCAAGGGUGCAUGGGAUACUGUGCCAAAGUCACUAUAGAGUCGCCACCCAGGUCGUGUCCACCGGGCCAGGUGGAAGUCAAUGGAGUGUGCAAAGCUAUUGUCCCCCAACUGUCCUCCCCUCCGGUGGUCGCCCCAGAGCUGCUGGGCAGCAGUGUCCACCUGAGGUGCUCCUUCCCUGGGGUGGCGUCCAGCCUGUCCAGCCUGCCCGUGGGCUACCUGGUGGUCUGGCUCCGGCUCUCGGCGGCCUCGGGGACUAAGGAGGAGGUGCGACGGGACUCUACCCUCAAGCCCUUCUCACUGGUGGAGAUGGACGGAGUCCACUUUCGACUGGGGGAAACGUUCUCGUGCAGUGUGUCCACCUUCCUGCGCAACUCUUCAAAGACACAGUCGCUGCCCAAGGAGAGUGAUGGCUUCUUUGCCGGGAUUAAGUUUUUCCCAGAAUCUCUGCACAUCAGGGAGGAUGGCCGAGAGCACCAGGUGUCUGUCUUCAGCACUGUGCCCAUCUCAUGCCACGGAGCUGGGCAGCCGGGCCCCACGCAGCAGUGCAAGGUCACCCUGGGAAUGUCUGUCCAUGAUCAAGACAGUCGAGUGCAGGAGGCCCCUAACGUGGCGCUGUCAUCGUGCCAGCUGGAGCUGAUGCCAACGGCGGCGACGACAACGGGGGCGGCGUGCGGCCCCGAGGGCUGUGCCCAGGGCACCCUGCUGCUCACCGCCACCACCGACUUCACCCGAGACGGGAACCGCGCCAGCCUGGUCACGCCGCAGCCCACGCGCAGCACCCCGCGGCUCUGGAGGAGCUACCGGCCAGACCCCCUCAAGGUCACGGUUCAGGACGUUCCCACCGCCACCUGCUACUCGCUGACGGAUCCACAUGUCAUUACCUUUGAUGGCAGACGGUAUGACAACCAUCAGACGGGCACGUUCGUCCUGUACCGCAGCCUGAGUCGUGAGUUUGAGGUGCAGGCUCGCCACUGGGACUGUGGGAGCCGGCAUUACGCGGUGGCCUGCAGCUGUGGCGUGGCGGUGCGCGAGGGCAACGACCUGGUGACCUUUGACAUGUGCAACGGACAGCUGCAGGAGACUCGGCCACACCUGUCCGUCAAGAGCCUGUCCAAGACCACGCCCCCUCAGGUUAAAAUCCACGAGUCGCACCAGGGCAGGAAAGUUACGAUCCUCUUCCGGUCCGGUGCGUUUGUGCGUGCCGAUGUGAGUGACUGGGGCAUGAGCCUGGCCCUGAGGGCUCCAGGCUCGGACCUGAACCGUACGCGCGGCCUCUGUGGAACGUUCGACCGCAAUGGCAACAAUGACCUGCACAGACCAGACGGAGCCGCCAUUACCAGCGGAGACCUUCAGCACUUUAUCAACAGUUGGAGGAUAGCGGCAGGGGAGAGCUUGUUUGACAGCACGCCGCCGCCCGCGUUGGCUGGCGAGAUUAAGAGCCAUUUCUGCCGCUGUCAGAGGGGCUACGGAACGCCGCUCCACGGGAUGAGCGCCGCCAACUUCCUGUUCAACCAAGUGCCCACUUCCUCGUCCGCCUGCCAAGAGCACGACAGCGCGGAUUACACGUCCCUCUUCCCGUUCCGAGACACCACUGCUGAACACACGCACACGCUCACGCAUGGUUACGAGACGCAGGGAGGACACGAGCAUGAGCAGAGCGUCCUCAAACGACACACGGUGUCUCCGGCAGAAUCUCAGCAUCACCAAGAUGGCGUUGCAUGGGCCUCCAUGGGUAGGAAAAAGCGAGACAUGAGUCAAUCUGCUCUCAUCAAACCUUCAACCUUCAGUCAAACGUCCGUCGUGACAUCAGGGGAGAACGGACCCCCAUCCAAUCAGAUGGUGUCGAGUUUACCUGUUCCAGGGUCAGAAGAAGACUCAAGUAGGCCGAAUGACCGAAGGGCCAAAAGACAGAGCCUUUACGACUUCCCUCCAAACGCGGACCACAGGAACCGGCACCACCACCCAGGUCCGGGCUCCUCGAGCCCCCAGCAGCAGCAUCCGGACACGGAUUUCCAGCCCGUCCUGGCAUUCCAGAGCCUGAGCCAGGCCGACCUGGAGAACUUCGCCUACUUCUUCCCGGACGACCACCUGUCCGAGAGCCGUCCAGUCCCCCAGCCCGUAUGGCCCACCCCAAGCGGCCUGACCUCGGCCAAGGCCCUGGAGCUGUGCCAGACGGCGCUGUCCAACUCCACCGUGGGCCGGGCGUGUCGCACCUUGCUGGACAGGCGUCUGGACGAGGCGGUGGAGCUGUGCAUCCAGGACCUGCAGCUGAAGGACGACCUGGCCUGGGAGGACGCCCUCUUGCCCUUCCUGGAGAACGAGUGCGAGCGGAGGUUGCUGAGGAACAGGACCCUGCGAGCUCUGCAGCUCGGCGGUGGCGGUGGUGGUGGGAAUGAUGGUGCCGGGAAUGGGAAUGCCGGUGACGCUGCCCCCGGUGGUGUUGGUGGUGGUGCUGGGGUCUCAGGGGACAUUGUCACAGCCCUGCGGUGCCCGAACAUGUGCACUGGCAAUGGGCUGUGCACCGAGGCUGGCUGCCAGUGUUACCCAGGACACAGCUUCUAUGACUGCAGCAUACCCAUCAGUCAGAUGGUGGAGUUGACGGACCUGGAGAACAGUGGUCUGUGUGACUUCCGUGCGUACGACUGCAGCAGCAUCCGGGUGUUUGGCCUGGGCUUCCUCGACUCCCCCAAUCUCAGCUGUCACGCCACCAAGCUCAUGUAUGUGAAUGGAGAGUGGAUUCCCGGCGAGAAGACCCAGACCAGGGCCACCUUCCUCAGCUCCAAGGCAGUGGACUGCGAUGUGCCCGCCCUCUCCGCCAUGGCCGAAGACUCCAUCGACUUCACCAUGGACGACAGGCCCUACGCCAGGUGGAAGAUUCAGGUGACAAAUGAUGGUAGUCAGUACAGUGAGCCCAAGGUGCUGACCCUGUAUGAUGGGGUGUGUCAGCAGUGCUCCCCCUCCGCCUCCGGACUCUGUAAAUUAAAGGAGAAGACGUGCAACAUAGAGGGCAUGUGCUUUAGGGAGGGUGAUGCCAACCCCACCAGUCCCUGCCUGCUGUGCAACCCCACUGCCUCCAAGUUCACCUGGUCCCUCAACGAAGUUAAUCAGCCCCCGACCUUCCACGAGCCCAGCUCCGACCUGCGCUCCUUCGUGGGGGAGAACUUUGUUUACCAGCUGACAGCCUCCGACCCCGAAGGCUCCGCUCUCCUCUUCCUGCUGGAGGCCGGACCUCCUCCACCACAGACCCCCCAGGGGGGGCCAUCAUCAGCGCAGGACCAAGCCCAGACACAGGGCCAGAAUCUGGGGCAGCAGCAGCAGCAGGAACAGGCCACACUCUCCCCGGCUGGCCUGCUCAUCUGGAAAGUGCAUUCGGAGGAGACGCAGACGUUUGGAUUUACGGUGUCGGACGAGUGCAACGCUCAGAGCAGGCACUCUGUGCAGGUGACAGUGAGACCGUGUGGCUGUGUGAACGGCGGCACGUGUGUGACGGACAUCAACUUCCCCCCGGGCAGCGGGGCGUACCUGUGUGUGUGCGCGGCCGGCUUCCGCGGCGAGCGCUGCGAGGAGAGGGAGGACGCCUGCGCGUCGCAGCCCUGCGGUGGGGGUGGCACAUGUCUGAACACCGGGGAUGGCUUCAGGUGCCAGUGCACACCUGGACUGACAGGUGCUAUGUGUGAGGAGGAUGUGGAUGAGUGUGACAGGAGCCUGUGCUAUCCUGGGGUGCGGUGCCUCAACACCUAUGGCUCCUUCACCUGUGCCAGCUGCCCAGCAGGCUACACUGGAGACGGACUCACCUGCACAGCAGUGGUUCCGGUGUUCACCCCAGCCCCGAGCACCAGCGGUCAGACCGGCGGCUCCAUCUCUGGUGGGACCAGCCCAUUCAGCAGGAGCGGGAAUGCCAUUCGGACCAGCUCAAGCUCUAGCAGAACCAGCACUUUCAGCCGGACUGGGCUGCAGAACAUCCCCACCAGUGGAUCCGGCAGAACCAGUCCUUUCAGCCGUAGCGGUGAGACCAGCCGGGCCAUUGACUCGAGCAGCAGAACGAGUCCAUUUAACAGGAACUCAGGGACCGGGGACAUUAGCAGAACCGCUCUCUCCAGUAGGACCACCAGCUCCAGUCAAGCCAGGACUGUUGACCAGGUUCGGCCCGACAGUUCGGUGACUGACGGCAAAACUAGUACAUUGAGCAGAACCAUUCCGCAGUCCAGUCGGACGGGUGACGAGGCCAGAACCAGUCCACAGUCCGGUCGAACCGGUGAGGAGGGCAGAACCAGCGGGAUUUCCAACAGAAUCAGUUCCUCCAGCAGCACCAGUGGACCAGUACCAGUUCUCACCGGUCCCCCGGCUCCGGUACCGGUACCAGUACCAGAACCUGCUCCUGGGCCGGCUCCUGAUGCCCUUGUCAAACCCAGUGGGCCCAAGACCCCAAACGGGGGCAAGAGUUCUGUCACCGUCAUCGCAGCCAGUGAGAGCAACAAGGCCGCCCGGCUGCGUGCCAGUGGUGGCUGUGUGCGCGGUCGUGGAGAAGAGGAGGAGGAGAGAGGAGAGAUGAGAAUGGAGACUGGAUAA
Messenger RNA from Engraulis encrasicolus (European anchovy), 5296 nucleotides. Its product is annotated as von Willebrand factor D and EGF domain-containing protein-like. Lineage: Eukaryota; Metazoa; Chordata; Actinopteri; Clupeiformes; Engraulidae. Gene Ontology annotation, molecular function: calcium ion binding; signaling receptor binding. Gene Ontology annotation, cellular component: extracellular region; cell surface. The record is from RefSeq and is a predicted model, not a curated record. Gene Ontology annotation, biological process: anatomical structure development. The transcript has 22 exons. The coding region runs from base 251 to 5296 and encodes 1681 amino acids.